AAGGGUUAAGGCGCAAACAGUGCGGGGCCGGACAGUGAACCCAAACCUGGAGGGUUAAAAUCAAUAUAAUAGUAAUAUUCUACUCUAAAUCAAACGAGUUAAAAAUUUUAAAAAAAAGUGAGUUAUACAGUGAAGUUAACCCUACGAUGGAGGGGUUUCUCAUCGAAUCAACUGGAGAAUUUAAGAGGGGUCGUGGUAAGCUGCUUGUUAAUUGUGUUCAGGAGGAGACAAAACUUGAACCUGAUCUGCAUCUUGUAUCUUCACAAGGAGAUAUAGUUCCUGUUCAUAGGAGUGUACUAUUGUUAUACAGCAGUACACUGUGCCGUGUACUGAGUACAAUACAGUGCUGUCAGAGUGUUGCUGUAUCUCUGCCCUUUCCCACUAAAGUGCUCAGCGGACUAUUGAAGUUGAUAAUAACUGGUUCUGCUGGGGAGUUGGAUCGUCAGGAACUCGCUGGUUUAACCGAGUGUGCUCAGAUUCUAGGGAUCCCUACUCAGGGUUUAGAGGUGGUGGAGCAGAAGAACGUUGUUACUGUUCAGGUUGGAGAUGAUGGCGCUUUACAAUCUCUUCUCUCCAAAACUAAACAGUACCAAGGAAACUCAAGCUAUGGCGGACAUCAAGGACUAUCUGGUUUGAAAAAUCUUUCCGGGUCCCCAGUCCUGGGGGGGCUCCCUGGACUUCCGGGACUCCAUGGACUUCAGCUUCUUCAAAAUUUGCAGGCUCUGCAGAGCCUGCAAGCACUUCCAAAUCAUCAAGCUUUGCAUGGACUUCAACGACUUCAGGAGCUUCAGGGGCUACUAGGUGUUCCGGGGGCCCUACCAGGACUUGCAGGGGCGCCAGGGUCGGCUUUAGUGAAACCAGGAAAGAUGAGGAAGAGAAAAGCGGAAGGAGAGGAGAAAGUAGCUAAAAGAAGAAAGAAGGAUAAAUCUAAGGAACCGGCAUUGGUUGAGCAGCCAAGGUUUAGUGAGGAUGAAAUUAUUGAGAUAACUCCUGAAAUGUAUGCUGGGAUGGGGGGUAGUGAUGAUGGUAUUGGGGAGGAGGAGGAGGAGGAGGAGAGGGAUGGGGAGGAGGGGAGGGAGGGCCUUCCCAUGCUUCCUCAUCAUUUCCUCAUUCAAGAAAAUGGUGAAUCUCCCUUUGUCGGUUCUCGGGAUAGUUGGGAAAACACGAGCUGGGAUAUGGAGAAUUCAGACGGUCAGCCACUAGGACAUGGCGGAGAUUUCGAUCUCGACGCUGAUCAUGCUACUCCUGAGGUCAAGGAGAUCGUCAGUGAAAACGAUCCAGAGGUGAUUGUUUUUGAGUGCAGUUUUUGCCCAGGACAAAUUUUUAAGAAGAGAAAUGAUAUCAACAGACAUCUCAAGAAACAUGUCCCAAUAGAAAUGCGUAAGCGGUUCCAGUGUGAGAAGUGCAAGGAGAAGUUUAUAAAUAACAGCAACUUGAAAGUGCACAUGAAGGUUUGCUCUGGGAAGAUAAAGGAGUUUUUGUGCAAGAAAUGUGGAGAUGUUCAGUACAACAAAACCGACCAUUUAGAGCAUCUAGCUCGUGUACAUAACAUCAACAAGAAGCAUGCCUGUCCUAUCUGCCACAAACAGCUGAAGAAAACUAGUGAUCUGAAGAAGCACAUGGCAACUCAUAGUAACAUGAAACCCUUCUCCUGUGAGGUUUGCGGGAAGAAAUUCAAGACCGAAUCUUACGUUAAGGUUCACAUGAAGUCUCAUUUUGUAAAUGGGGAGAUACCAGAACAUUUCGGGAACGGAUCCAAUAUGGCCGCCGGAAAUGAAGGGUCAGCUGGGGAAAAUGAUUUACAGGAGGAUAUUGAAAGGAGCUCCGAAGCUUUUAUGGAGACUGUUGGAAGCUCAGACCUCGCACAAUGCUCAGAUGAUGAGGAAAGUGGAGCGUUGCGAAUUGAUUUGGAACAGGUGGACAAUCAAAAUGGCAGAAAUCUACUGGAAAAGCAAAAUGUCGGAAACCCACUGGAAAAGGAAAAUGGCGUGAAUCAAAACGAGGAAUUGUACAAUGACCAGGAGGGUGCUCAGCUGAGUUGUGAAGACUCCACUGGUUCCCUCUGGACGAAUGAGAAGGAAAUAAAGAUUAUGAAGAAUACAGAAGAUACUCCUGAAGAUAUUUCGGAGACUGCUGACACCCCUGAAGGAGGGAGUGAGUGCGUGGACACCCCUGAAGGCGGGAGUGAGUGCGUGGACACCCCUGAGGGAGGUAGCACAAGUGAUGAAAUGGAGAUACAGGAAAAUGGACUGGAGUUUGGCAAAAAGGAUCUCUAUGUUGCUCAGAUGAAUCUGUUCAGAAAUUCGCGAGAAAUUGUUUAAAAUCAGCUGAUAUCUAGGAAAAACAGCUGAUACUGUAUAAAAUUCAGCUGUUUUCUUGAGUAUAACAGCUGUUUGCUUGGUAGAUUUUUAGCUUUAACAAUUCUAGUAAAAUCUACCCUUUCACAAAAUUGUAAAAAUAUCUUCGAAAACAAUUUAGUAGAAUAAGAGGACACUUGAAGAUGUUUUUUAGGCACUUCUAGUAAUCAAUGAAACCUAAGAACUACGUGUAAUUGGGUUUUGUGCAAAUUAAAGAUUUGACUGAACUGACUUGUAAACAAAUAUUCAAUUUAUUCUCAGGAAUUUAUUGCAAAUACAGUAUUUGUUAUUUUAUUAUUUUAAUUAGAUAAAUAAACGAUAAAAUUUGCAGAA
This is a messenger RNA of Eurytemora carolleeae, 2690 nucleotides long. RefSeq lists its product as uncharacterized. Bases 147 to 2321 code for a protein of 724 amino acids. NCBI's taxonomy places the organism in Eukaryota, Metazoa, Arthropoda, Copepoda, Calanoida, Temoridae. Gene Ontology annotation, molecular function: RNA polymerase II cis-regulatory region sequence-specific DNA binding; DNA-binding transcription factor activity. The record is from RefSeq and is a predicted model, not a curated record. The transcript has 20 exons. Gene Ontology annotation, biological process: regulation of transcription by RNA polymerase II.